AUGGCUCUGAAAAGCAAGAACCGGACGUUGGAGAUCCUGAACGCUGCGGCGGCGGGAAAGUACGGUGUUCUGGCAGCAAUUGCAUACAACAUUGAACAACUCACAGCGCUGGUCCGUGCCGCCGAAGCAAAACGAUCACCUCUCAUCAUCCAACUCUUCCCGUCAACACUUAAGCAGCUUCCCACUCUCGCACACGCCGCCGCUGCCGCAGUAAGAUCAGCUACUGUCCCGCUAUCUCUGCACAUCGACCACGCGCAAAAUGUAGAACACAUCCGCGAGAUCAUCGCUACUCUACCCGUAGACUCCGUCAUGGUGGACAUGUCCCAUUACGACGAAGCCGAGAAUCUAUCGAAGACCAAAACCCUCGCAAAAGAAUGCCACGCCAAGGGCAUCGCCGUAGAAGCAGAGAGCGGACGGAUAGAAGGCGGUGAAGACGGCAUCGCAGACACAGAAGGCCUCGAAGCCCUCUUCACCUCCCCCGAAGACGUCGACAACUUCAUCGCCGCCGGCAUCGACAUCCUCGCCCCCUCAAUCGGCAAUCUCCACGGCGACUACGGGCCGUCUGGCCCCGCGCCCGGCCAGCUGCACUUCGACCGCCUGACGGCCAUCAACAAGCAGAUCGACGACCGCGUGCUCAUCGCGCUGCACGGCACGAACGACUUCCCGCCUGAGAUCAUGCGCCAGUGUAUCGAGAACGGCGCGAUCAAGCUCAAUGUGAAUAAGCUGUUGUUGGAGGUGUGGAAUGAGUUCUUGAGGAAGAACGCCGCUGGGAUGCUGUUGGUGAGGCUUAUUGAUGAGGGGAUGAAGGUGUUACAGGUGGAGACGGAGAGGUGGAUGGAUAUUUGCGGGAGUAGUGGGAAGGCGUAG
Molecule: messenger RNA, 867 nt
Organism: Didymosphaeria variabile
Lineage: Eukaryota; Fungi; Ascomycota; Dothideomycetes; Pleosporales; Didymosphaeriaceae
Exons: 3
Coding region: 1-867 (288 amino acids)
Biological process (GO): carbohydrate metabolic process
Molecular function (GO): zinc ion binding; aldehyde-lyase activity
Source: RefSeq, a predicted model, not a curated record